AGGGUGGGGAAACCACCAGAGAGCACUGAAGACUUGGAAGGAAAUUUAUGCAUCUAUUUGACAUUAAUCGUGGGGCAGAUCUGGGGUGUCCUGCAAAGGGAUGCAGCCUUUCACUGCAAAUAGCAACGCCUGGUGUGGGGAGCUGGUCUCUGCCUACGUUUCUGAUAGUUAAUUUUAAUUAAAAGAUGUGCUCUGCACACUCCACUUCCUGCCUCAUUAUGGGUGUACGGCUCUGGGUUUGCUUUGGGUGUAUGGCUCUGGGUCAGCUUUGGGCCAACAAAGUGAAGAAGAGCUGCUUGGGGUGAGGACUCACCUGAAUGGAUUCCCUCAAAAACCCAUUUUCUUCUGAGAAAGCCCAAAAGAGGAACAGGCAGCACCAAAAUACACACAGGUUGGUGAUUGUAGAACCAAGAAGAGGAACUAAAAGAGGGUGGGAGGGAGCAGGCGACAUCAGGCUCAGAAUAGCAGAUGCGAUAUGAGUGGAUAUCCCAUGACAAAGCCCCACCUCACCACCUCCAAAGGUCAAACCUACAGCUGAAAUUUCAAUAUUGCUCUUUGAUGUGUUGGUGUCUUUCCUCAGCCCCACGCAUCGCUGCCAUUUGGUCCCACCUGCUGGGGAAUUUGGGUGAAGGAUCUGUUCAGGGUCUAUUCUGCUCCAUAGAUCUGCAAUGCAGAUGUUUCCAGCCCAGCUAGUUUUCCAGGCUCUGCAAUUAAUGCUUUUCGGGAUGCAAUGCAAGUCGUUUGCCCAACGGUGUGACUCAUUUGCUCAAUGAUGGACGCCUUAUUUUGGGAUGAAAGGCUCUGUGCCCCAGGGGAGCGGUUGCAGGGAGUUUGCUUCCAGUUCUUCAGCUCCCAGAGUGCCAUCCAUUCCUGUGGCUCUUCCCAACAGGGAGGGUUUGCUGGAAGUGCAGUUCACCCCUGCAAACCUGCCCAAGUGAAUGGCAGUUAUCUCCUCCAGUUGGGUCUCAGUGGUUGCCACGCAAAAAUUAAAUACAUAUGUAAUGCAUGGCUUUAUUUUCUAGGCAUGUGUAUUUGGCCAUGGGGCUCAACACAAGGACAGUGGGGCAGAAAUGGUUGGAAAUGUUUCCUCGAGAGCUCAGAGCCAAGGCUGUGAGUGCUCUGUGUUAGUGCUGGGCUGAGAGAGCACUCAAAUCCCAAAGAUCCUCACUUGUGCUCCUCCACAUCCCCACAAGGAUCUGGCUGUGCAUCUCCUUCCCUAUUUCCUUAUGGUUUCCCCAUAUACACCCCCUAACCCCACUCCCGAUGGCUCGAUCCUAAAAGGAAGCUGACAAAAUCUGCAAGGUGACAUCGCUCAGCAUCUCCCCGGGACAAGGAACUGGGAGAAAGACAAAGGACAAACCCAGAGCUCCCAGCACACCCUGCCAAGGGUGCCACCAGGAGCAGACCUGCAGGCUCAACGCAGCCAUCCCAUAGCUCUACCCCAGACUGGGAAGGAACAGGAAGGGAAAACCCCAACCCCAUCAAAGGGCUGAAAACAACAGGUUCUGUGGGUUCACUGGGGAAGAAACUCAGAGGGAUAUCAGGGUUUCCAAAGGAGGAGAGAGAAAGUCUCCGAGGAAGAAGAGCGCCCUGGAGUGCCCAAACCUGGAGGAUCUGCUGGAAGACCUGAAAAAUGAGAUUGAGAAGAGGCAGAAAAGCACCGCCAAGCACUCGGAGGAGAUUUCCCCGCUGGAUACGAAAGCACAGGGAGAGAAGAGCCAGCAGUCGGUGUGGAAAAGUGACCUUCCAGCUGCCAGCGGGCGCUUCUCCAGGGCCGGAGGAGAGGCUGUGCCAUUCCUCAUGGAGGAACGGUGCUCUGAAGGAAACCCUGAAGAGGCUUCAAGCCAGCAUCACCCUGGACCCCGACACCGCUCACCCUGACCUCAUCCUCUCUGAAGACCGAAAGAGUGUGAAACGUGGGGAAGGACAACAGGACCUUCCCGAUAACCCCGAAAGAUUCGCCUACUGGCCCUUUGUUUUGGGCCACCAAAGCUUCUCUGCCGGCCGGCACUGCUGGGAGGUGGAAGUGGGGGAUGAAGGGGACUGGGCCAUCGGUGUGGCCCGAGAAUCCAUCCCUCGGAAGGGUCAACUCAGCCUCUGUCCCAAAGGGGGGAUUUGGGGGGUGGAGAAAUGGGGGGGACAGGUCCGGGCACUCACCACCCACAAGGUGACCUUGUUAGCUCUGCGCUGGGUGCCCAGGAGGGUCAGCGUCCACUUGGACUACGCUGGAGGGACGGUGGCAUUUUUUGAUGCUGAUGAAGGGGGGCUCAUCUUUGUUUUUUCCCAUGCAUCCUUCUCUGGGGAGAGGGUCCAUCCGUGGCUGUGGGUGGUAGGGGUCAGGUCCAAGCUGAGGCUGUGUCCCUGAGACACAGACAAGGGUGACCCCACAUCCUCCAGCCUCAGGGGACAGCCACCUCCCCACCCAUCCCAUGGGAAGCAGAUGAAAUGAGGACUUGGGUUUUUAUGUGUCUUUCAUCCCCAUUAAUCUAUUGGCAUAGAAUCAUAUUGAUAUGAUAUUGAUUGAUGUUAUAUUGUUAAGAAGUGCUGAGCAGGAGAAAAAUGGGGCAAAAAAAAGGGGGAGAAGUGCUGCAAUGGGUGAUUAGAAUGUAGAAAAUGGUGGUCAAAAGGGAAAAUCCCACCCAAAAGAGUGGCAGAAAGGCAAAUUUCCCCCAGGUUUGCCUGAUCAGGUACAGUUGUCCCCAUCUGAGAUGGUCACCCUCAAAUCAAGUGGUCCGCUCUCAUUAAAGAUUUGGUAUUUGAAAACUCAGAGUGUACAAUAAUUAACAAUAAAACACUUAAUUUUC
This is a messenger RNA of Gallus gallus (chicken), 2804 nucleotides long. It is a transcript of the gene TRIM39.1, whose product is annotated as tripartite motif containing 39.1. Lineage: Eukaryota; Metazoa; Chordata; Aves; Galliformes; Phasianidae. Gene Ontology annotation, molecular function: protein binding. The record is from RefSeq and is a predicted model, not a curated record. Bases 1634 to 2365 code for a protein of 243 amino acids. The transcript has 4 exons.